GACCACGCCUUUUCCGGUGACAUCAGACCUACGAAGAGCAGCUCUAUUCUAGUCACUACUGUACGGGCUCUGUUCUCGUUCCGGUGGAUGACUUCCGGUGAGAUCCCGGGAGCGGAGCUGCUGCAGGGUCCUGGACGGCGCUCCCACAUGCCCUACAGUCCACUGCGGGAACUUCGGCAUAUUUCACAAAUGAUGGACAAGGGUGGGAGUACAGUUAUGGAGAUGAUAUUAAGUCUCACCCUGGAGAUCAUCUGUGUGCUGACUGGAGAGGAUUCUAUCAUGGUUAAAAAGUGUGGUGAAUGGGUAUGCCCUCAAUCACGUCUACUUGGGGAAAGGAAUGAUAAGAAGAUCCUAGAACUCACAAACAAGAUCAUUCAACUGUUAACUGGAGAGGUUCCUAUAAGAUAUGAGGACAUCGUGGUCUGUUUCUCCAUGGAGGAGUGGGAGUAUGUGGAAGGACACAGGGAUCUCUACAAGGAUGUAAUGAAGAAUGACCAAUCCCGUAGAACUCUGAAUGCUCCUGAAAGCCAAAAGGCCCCGGCAGAAGACCAUAUUGAUUUUAUUACAAGAAAAUAUUGCAGUGCACCAGAAAAGUCCACCAACUCGCAGGUUUCCAAGACUGAAUACAAAAAGACUGCUCAUUCAGAAGCAAAAUUUUCAUCUGUCUUUCAUAGUGAAAAGAAAGUUAUGCCAGACGAGCAGCAAGACAUUAACCCAUCUAAUUUCCAGACUACGACUGAGCACAUCUCUUGUAAUGGAGUAAAAUCUGACAACAUUGCUAAUUUGACAGAUAAUAGUUCCGACCAGGAGAAGGGGCCAACAUUUGCUCAAGAUCCACAUGAAAAUCUCCCGAUAAUUCAUAUAAAAGAAGAACUGAGUUCAUGUGAUGAAGAUUUUACUGAUAUAGAAACUUUCAUAGUUCCUUAUCUUGAUGAAAUGGCUUAUGUAUCUCCAGUUAGCAAACGCUCAGACUACUUUAAGGGACCAGUCCCUGACCAAGAAGAUGGUGAAAUGGAGUACACACAGGAUCUAUCAGACAGUGACUACACAAAGUCAUCGAUAAUGUCCUCUCAAGGAUCCUUAAAUGGUGAAAAUUCUUGUUUGAAGGCUUUCACCAACACCACACAACUUAAUUUGCACAUAAUGAGUCACGAGAAUCAGAAACCAUUAAUGUGCUCUGAAUGUGGAGAAUGUUUUUCCCAAAAAUCUGACCUUGUGACACACCAUAGAGUUCACACAGAACAAAUACCUUUUGCCUGUCCAGAAUGUGGUAAACAGUUUUCCAGCCGUGCAGAUGUCACUGUUCACCAGUCAAUUCAUAAAAAAACAGCUUCUACAGAAACUGAGCUGCUGACCCAAGAAAAGUUUUCUCAAAUAGACCAGGCCCCACUUCUAUGCCUGGAGUGUGGAAUGAAUUUUAAGAGUAGCAAUGCACUGGCUGAACAUCAAAAGAGUCACAAACAAGAGAAGAUUUAUGUAUGCCCCGUGUGUGGUAAAGGUUUCAUGAAAAGAGGGCAUCUUAGUAAUCACAGUAGAAUUCACUCAGGGGGAAAGCGUAGUGUGUACUCUGAAAGCAAAGAAUCUGCCCCUCAAACACGGAAGAGACCAUUUCUAUGUUUUGAAUGUGGUAAAUGUUUCCCAAGCCGUUCCCAUUUGGAUAGGCAUCAGAGAGUCCACACUGGAGAGAAACCAUUCUCAUGUUCUGAAUGUGACAAACGAUUUACUGAUCGUUCUGGCCUUGUUAUACAUCAGAGGAUACAUACUGGAGAAAAGCCAUAUUCGUGUGAUGAUUGUGGAAAAUGUUUCCGAGAUCGCUCCGGACUUGUCGUUCAUCAGAGAAAUCACACAGGACAGCAGCCAUUUAGGUGCCUUACUUGUGGAAAAUGUUUUCACAAUCGGUCACGGCUGGAACGGCAUGAAGGCAUUCAUAAAGAAGAAACCUCAUAUUCUUGUCCAGAAUGUGACCAGUGUUUUACAAAUGUAUCUGCCCUGACAAUGCAUUACAGAAGUCACUUUGGAGAACAGCCAAGUGAUCAGGCCACUGAAAAUGUCACUUCUCAAUCCCAACCACAGUAUCUCCGAGAAAAGAAGUCGCUCACGUGUUCAGAAUGUGGGAAAGGUUUCAAAGACUUAUCUACCCUUUCCACACAUUACAUGACUCAUAUAGCAGAACAGCGACAUAUCCACCAUGGAAAAAGUCUUGCCAAUGCAGAGUUACGCCAGAAAAAUCUUAACACUGAAAAGCUCCCCUCAAAUUCAAAAUAUAGAAAGUAUCUUUCUGAUCGUACUACAAAAGGACGCGUAGAAAGCAGAGUACUUUCCUGUUCUCAGUGCGAUAAAUCUUUUUUAGAUCGUGCAAGUUUUAUUGUGCAUGAACAACAGCACACUGGGGAGAAACCUUAUAAUUGUCCAAAAUGUGGGGAAGGUUUUGUGUUAAAAGGUUACCUAACUAAACACUUAGAAACCCAUACAUGAUAUGUUUGUGUGAAUUAAUGGACUGAUGGUAUCUACUGGGUGUUUGAAGUGUCAGUUGCAGUAAAAUACAUUCAUUACGCACAGUCUUGUUUUAUAGUUGGUCUUUUGUGACAUCAAUAGAUUGGUACUUUGUAUUCAGCUGGGAAUAGAUGGCAAGCAGGUACAUAUAUUAA
Messenger RNA from Bufo bufo (common toad), 2648 nucleotides. Its product is annotated as oocyte zinc finger protein XlCOF7.1-like. The record is from RefSeq and is a predicted model, not a curated record. Gene Ontology annotation, molecular function: RNA polymerase II cis-regulatory region sequence-specific DNA binding; DNA-binding transcription activator activity, RNA polymerase II-specific. Gene Ontology annotation, cellular component: nucleus. Lineage: Eukaryota; Metazoa; Chordata; Amphibia; Anura; Bufonidae. Gene Ontology annotation, biological process: regulation of transcription by RNA polymerase II. The coding region runs from base 88 to 2475 and encodes 795 amino acids. The transcript is spliced from 5 exons.